AUUUCCACCUCCUCCGUGCCGGGGGUAGCGGGAACAAGCGUCGUCGAGUCGGAGCUGCAGUGGGGCAGACUUGGGAGGAUAACCCAUCUGACAAACCGCAACACUUCGAGUUCACAGGCACCCCUGGUAUCAGUCCUGAUACAGGUUUGUCACCAAAUUCUACUCCGCUGGACUGUUAUCUCAAAUAUGUGUCGAAGGAAAUGUUUGAAGAAGUUGCAGUUGAGACCAACAGAUAUGCGUCUUCGGUCCUGAGAGAAUCCCCUCCAUCGCCGUCAUCACCAGCCAAGAACUGGACCAGAACUAGUGCAGGAGAACUCGUCAUCUUCUGGGCUUUGUGCAUGCUCAUGGGAGUCGUCGGGAAACCUGCUAUCCAUCUCUAUUGGUCUACCAGGAACAUCCUUGCCACCCCUUUCUUCGGCCAGACUAUGACACGGGAUCGCUUCUGUCUUCUGCUCCGCUUCCUCCACUUCAAUGACAAUAACCAGGCCAAGCAGCGCAGUGACCCAAGCUACGAUCCGCUCUUCAAACUCCGGCCAUUUUAUGAUGCAGUUACAACAGCGUUCCAUACAGUGUUCACACCAUGGCGUUCCAUCGCGAUCGACGAGGCCCUCAUCAAGUUCUAUGGGCGCCUGAGCUUCAAGACGUAUAACCCCCGCAAGCCAGCAAAGUAUGGCAUGAAAGCAUAUAAAAUAUGUGAUCCGUCUGGGUAUACUUGGAAGUUUAGACUGUACACCGGUAAAGCUAAGGAUACUAUUGUUGGACUUGUCAUGUCAAUGAUGACAGGACUUUUAGACAAAGGAUACCGCCUCUUCAUGGACAAUUGGUACUCGAGUCCUACGCUUUUUGGAGAACUUUUCAAGCGGAAAACUCAUGCUUGUGGAACUGUCAGAGCCAAUAGAGUUGAGAUGCCCAAAAAUCUGAAACCUGCUCAAAAGAUGACCCGUGGGAUGUCCAUAUUCAAACGAUCAAAGGAACUGCUCGCCAUGCUGUGGUUUGAUAAACGUGAUGUGACGAUGCUGAGCACUAUCCAUACCAACUCAUUCAGCGACACACAGAAAAAACAUCACGUGACAGGGGAAAAUAUACAGAAACCGGACAUCGUUCUCGACUACAAUAAAUACAUGGGUGGGGUAGACCUCUCAGACUUCCUAACCAACACGUACGCAGACAUGAGGAAAUCACUCAAGUGGUACAAAAAACUCAUCUUUCAUCUAAAUGAUCUGGCAGUGACAAAUGCAUACAUUGUGUACUGCCAUGCAGUGGAUAGCAAGGUAGACCAUUUGAAAUUUGUACUAGACCUUGUCGAACAGAUGAUUACCUAUGGAAACAAGCUUGCACAGGACCGACCACGACCACUCAGACCUGGAAGGAGAUGUAACAAAGAAAAUGUACUCAGACUGGAAUUUCUAGAAUCACAACAUUGGCCCAUUCAUAUCCCUCCUACAGCGAAUAAGCCAUGUACAACUCGCCCAUGUGUUGCGUGCAAGCCCAAGCCCCUAGGAAAACGCAGGCAACAAGGAGAGCAAACAUCACGUCCAGAAUCAAGAUUCAUGUGCAGGAAAUGUGAAGUCCCUCUCCACAUCCUUUGCUUUGAACGAUACCACACCAAAGCAAAUUAUCGCUCCGGAUAGUACAGAACUUAGUAUAUUUGUAGAUGUAUAAUGUAUCACUGCCAUGAUCUAUGCCAUUGUUGUCAUGACAUUAGUUGACUAAAUGUUUUUAUAGAUGAUGAAUUUGUUUUAUUUGUGGACAUUUGAUCUUGCCUACAUGAUCCAUAUUUAUUACAAUGAUUGAGUAUAUUUGUAAAUGUAUAAUGUAUCACUGCCAUGAUCUAUGCCAUUGUUGUCAUGACAUUAGUUGACUGAAUGUUUUUAUAGAUGAUGAAUUUGUUUUAUUUGUGGACAUUUGAUCUUGCCUACAUGAUCCAUAUUUAUUACAAUGAUUGAGUAUAUUUGUAAAUGUAUAAUGUAUCACUGCCAUGAUCAUCUAUGCCAUUGUUGUCAUGACAUUAGUUGACUGAAUGUUUUUAUAGAUGAUCAAUUUGUUUUAUUUGUGGACAUUUGAUCUUGCCUACAUGAUCCAUAUUUAUUACAAUGAUUGAGUAUAUUUGUAAAUGUAUAAUGUAUCACUGCCAUGAUCUAUGCCAUUGUUGUCAUGACAUUAGUUGACUGAAUGUUUUUAUAGAUGAUGAAUUUGUUUUAUUUGUGGACAUUUGAUCUUGCCUACAUGAUCCAUAUUUAUUACAAUGAUUGAGUAUAUUUGUAAAUGUAUAAUGUAUUACUGCCAUGAUCUAUGCCAUUGUUGUCAUGACAUUAUUUGACUGAAUGUUUUUAUAGAUGAUCAAUUUGUUUUAUUUGUGGACAUUUGAUAUUGCCUACAUGAUCCAUAUUUAUUACAAUGAUUGAGUAUAUUUGGAAAUGUAUAAUGUGUCACUUCACUCACAUACAUGUACAUAUCGUGAAGCGACUUCCAUGAGAACACUUACUGAUUAUUACAUUGAGGUGAAAGAAUGCAAUAUUCCUUUAUGGACAUUGGUACGUUAUUGUUCCGUAAUCUGUAUCUGCUUUCAUUUGAUGCAUUGUACUUGAUUCAUGUUUCAUUUAUCUAUGCCAUUGUUGUCAUGACAUUAUUUGACUGAAUGUUUUUAUAGAUGAUCAAUUUGUUUUAUUUGUGGACAUUUGAUCUUGCCUACAUUAUCCAUAUUUAUUACAAUGAUUGAGUAUAUACAGUCUAUACAUGUACAGUGCUUGUUGAAAUCUUAAUAUUGUAAAGUUGAGAUAUAGAAGCUGCCUGCAUGAAAUGGUGUUGUUUGAUACACUUCUCGCUGUAAUGAAAGCAAUAUAUUGCCAGUUUUCCUUCAUCUUUAUCAUGUGCUUUGAACCAACAUUGAUUGAUUGAACAAAAUUCUGUACAUGUGCAUUGUAAAUAGCAGUAUGAACUGAUCUGAAGAACAUGUAGCUUGCCAGCAGAAUCUUUGUCUGAACUUAUACUGUAUGUAGGCCUAAUUUAUUUAUUUAUUUAUUUAUUUAUUUAUUUCUGAUACUUAUACAGGGUGGCACGUAUCACCAAUUAAAUAAUGUAAUGUAAUGUUUCAGACAACUCACUCAUCAGGUUAUUUUUAAUUGUUGUUAUUGUUUAUUUUAUAUAAUUUGUCAAGAUAUUUGAUGUUGCUUUGCCUGUGAAUUAAAUGCCUUUUGAUAACUUAUAUACGGAA
Molecule: messenger RNA, 3214 nt
Organism: Strongylocentrotus purpuratus (purple sea urchin)
Lineage: Eukaryota; Metazoa; Echinodermata; Echinoidea; Camarodonta; Strongylocentrotidae
Gene: pgbd4
Product: piggyBac transposable element-derived protein 4-like
Exons: 2
Coding region: 201-1631 (476 amino acids)
Source: RefSeq, a predicted model, not a curated record